AGCAGGAGCCGGUAGUGAAACGCGCGGUAUUUUGAAUACAAGGAAAAACAAACAGUUGCGAGCUUUAUUUUCAAUCUUCAAAACUGUAAACUAACGUCUUCAAGUGAACAAAACAUGUCAAAGAAAGCACCGAGAGCAGCCCUGAAGCUUCAUAUGAAGAAGAACACUAAUAUACGAAUAGGAAAAAACGCAGACUUGAUGGCCCAGCUCAACCUCCUGGUUGUCCUGCAUCGUCUAGCAGAGGAGUCCAGGGUCAAGGCCUUUGAGGAGAAAUCAGGAACCAUCAAAGUUCACCACGUCAGAGCUGUUGCGAAGAAAUUGUUAAAGAGCACACGUGGAUAGCGUGGAUGACGGGAACUGUCUAUCACACCCCUUUAUUUGUUCAACAGCAUUGACCCUGUGACCUAAAUUUUACUUAAAGACCUCAUUAUGUGCAUCCUAUGGUAUAGAGCGCACAACGUACAUGGACUGUCGAAGAUGAACAUUUUACAUUUAUUCUUUCCUUAGAACUUUUACGUGUACAAUGGAAUUUAUGUUACUUUGUCUCAGCAUUGGGGCCUUUAUUAGGCUGUGAUCCAUGAUCAGUUUCUCUUCAUGACUGUUGAACUUUUGUUUCUAGUUUUGUGUAAAUCAUGUAUGAUGGACAAUAUCUAGCCCAGAUAUCUAAAGCAACACAUGUGUCCCUCAUCUCUUUGGAUCGUAUUAUGAUUAAUACCUGUUAAUAAACAAUUUGUACCACUUAACUCGGGUAACACAUGGUUGAGUAAUAGUGCAGUGUUUCUUUCCUCGCUCUGUAAAGCAACAAGAUAUUUGGCUCUCGGCCAUUGACAACAUUGGGACCAUUAUCUGUGGCUUGCUCACGAAAGCAGGUUUUUAGCAGGAAAGUUCACUCAGAUGAUAUUUCGCCUGU
Molecule: messenger RNA, 910 nt
Organism: Labeo rohita (rohu)
Lineage: Eukaryota; Metazoa; Chordata; Actinopteri; Cypriniformes; Cyprinidae
Gene: cenpw
Product: centromere protein W
Exons: 3
Coding region: 115-342 (75 amino acids)
Biological process (GO): mitotic cell cycle; chromosome segregation; kinetochore assembly
Cellular component (GO): kinetochore; nucleoplasm
Molecular function (GO): protein heterodimerization activity; DNA binding
Source: RefSeq, a predicted model, not a curated record